CAUCCGAAACCGGGGUCUGCUAAUUGAGAUCCACAUCAGGAUGGUCUAUCUACGAACGCAUCUACGAAGCCCUCCAGGGUGCACGUACGGCGAGAGCAAAGAUGUCCACGCGGUCACUCAGAUUGAGGAGAUAGAGGGGAUGGGAUGGAGUGAGUUCGAAGAGGCGCACGAAUCAUGCUCUUCGGACUUUAACCCAGUUGCCCUGCGUUUCGAGACCAUUCAGCCUCAGCCUUCUCCAUCAUAGUCCUUGACCGAACUCAUCCUUCGUAUCGUAUAGCAGUUCAAACUCGAGCCUGGCGCCAUGGCAAACCAACCGUAUACCCCCAAGCCGAUCACCGACAUCUUCACAGCGGAUACAGACAUCGACCGCAGGCAAUGCAAGCGAGUUGUUCCUAUGCGUGUCCUAGCUCUAGGCCUGGGGCGGACCGGCACAGCCUCUCUCCGUUCCGCUCUCCAAGAGCUCGGUUUCACAGACACUUAUCACAUGAUGUCUGCGAGUGUAGAGAACCCACCAGACUGCUUGAUGUGGCAAGACGCAUUCGCAGCGAAGUUCGACAACGAAGGCGAAUUCGGCCGUGAACAGUGGGAUCAGCUACUUGGCCACUGCCAGGCUGUAUGUGACUGGCCUGCCGUUGCAUUCGCGAAAGAACUUAUCGAAGCGUAUCCCGAGGCGAAGGUCCUCAUCACAACACGAGAUGUCGAUUCGUGGCAUGCAUCAACACUCAAGACCGUAGACUGGCGAGCCAACGAUCUCGAACUCAAGUUCGUCGCACAAUGGGAUUGGGGCGCCGGCCUCUACCAGCCCAUGCUGCACAAGUUCUGGUCCACAUUCUUCAAAGGCGACUUCAACAAGUACGGCAAGCAAGUCUUCAACGACUACUACGCUGAGCUGCGCGCUCUUGUGCCACCAGAGAACCUGCUCGAGUACAAGAUGGGCCAGGGAUGGGAGCCGCUGUGCAAUUUCCUCGAGGUGCCUGUUCCAAAGGGCAAGCAGUUUCCGCAUGUCAACGAUACAGAUGGCUUCGUCGACCGGUGCAAGGCGAGGAACAGGGCGCAGAUGUGCAAUGUGCUUUUCCGCGGAUUCGUUAUGGGCGGUGGAUUGAUUGCGGCGGUGCUGAGUACCAGUGCGACUAUGCACAAGCUUGGCCUUGGGGGCAAGCUUCCAUCCUUGACAGGUUUCCUGCGCGCUUGAUUUCUUGCUGUCGACUGGAGUUAUUGGAGUUGAGGGUGUUGUCAUUUCUGGACGGAUCUGGAGCUUUCGAACCCGGCGUUCAUU
Macroventuria anomochaeta is the source of this 1276-nucleotide messenger RNA. RefSeq lists its product as uncharacterized. The record is from RefSeq and is a predicted model, not a curated record. The transcript has 3 exons. Lineage: Eukaryota; Fungi; Ascomycota; Dothideomycetes; Pleosporales; Didymellaceae. Bases 302 to 1192 code for a protein of 296 amino acids.